Messenger RNA from Thlaspi arvense, 1650 nucleotides. Lineage: Eukaryota; Viridiplantae; Streptophyta; Magnoliopsida; Brassicales; Brassicaceae. The record is from the annotation of a GenBank genome assembly.
CCAAGAUCAAAGCCGUGACGUUCUCUCCAAUACGCGGGUUUACUAAUUAAUUAAGUUUUUUGGGGUUAACUUUUUAAAAAGUUAUUAUAAUAAUCUGUGGGCCGUAGUAAAAUGUAGAAGAAUGUUGGUGGACUCGUUGGUUACGUGGGGAUAUGUGCCUUAAUGUGAGUUUGUGAGUUGUAUAAAGAAGCAACAGUGAGAUAACAUCUGAACACAAGAUUACAAAAAACAGUUUAAAAGUUUUUUUACUUAAAAUUCUCUCUUUUCAGUAGUCAAAGUUUGGAACUUGAACACCAUCAAAUUCAUCAAUAUUGCUCCAACUUGUCUAAAAAUCUCAUCAUUUUUAAAACUCUAUAAUAACCAUUAACCAAUCUUGAUUCCCCAGUAACUCGAGUUCGUAUAUAUAAUCUCUCUGUUACAGAGGAUCGUCAAACAAAAGAAAAACAUGAAGUUAUUCGGGUGGAUGCAUAACAAGCUAGAUGCGAAACAGGGGAAUAAUAGAAGAACAAGCACUUCCUCUGCUUCUUCUCAUCAUGUGAAGCAAGAACCAAGAGAGGAGUUCCGCGACUGGCCUCACGCGCUUCUCGCUAUUGGAACAUUCGGUACCACAAGCAACGGUGUGAGCAAAAACAAGAGCAGCAAUGUUUGUGAAGAGAUCGAAGCGGAGAAGAAGCCUAUCGCGCACUGCGAGCAAGAAGAAGAGCCUUCUUCCUCUGAUGAUAUUGAGGAAUUUACUCCCGAGGAGGUUGGGAAGUUGCAGAAGGAGUUGAUGAAACUCUUGUCAAGAACUAAGAAAAGGAAGUCUGAUGUGAAUAGAGAGCUCAUGAAAAAUCUUCCUCUGGAUAGAUUCUUGAACUGUCCAUCAAGUUUAGAGGUCGAGAGGCGAAUCAGCAAUGCGCUCUCCGCUGUUGUAGAUUCGUCUGAGGAGAAUAAGGAGGAAGAUAUGGAGCGAACAAUUAACGUUAUUCUAGGUAGAUGUAAAGAGAUAUCUAUAGAAAGUAAGAAGAAUAAGAAGAGAGACAUAAGCAAGACGUCUGUCUCAUAUCUUUUCAAGAAGAUAUUUGUCUGCACAGAUGGAUUUUCGACAUCCCCAAACCCUAGCUUGAGAGACACGCUUCAAGAAUCUAGAAUGGAGAAGCUGUUGAAGAUGAUGCUGCAUAAGAAGAUUAAUGCUCAAGCCUCCUCUAAACCAACAUCAUCGACAACAAAGAGAUACUUGCAAGACAAGAAACAUCUGUCUUUGAAGAGCGAAGAAGAAGAAGAAAGCAAUGAAAGAAGGAGCAGUGGCGACGGACAUAAAUGGGUCAAAACAGAUUCUGACUUUAUAGUUCUUGAGAUCUGAUCCAACCUUUUCAAGUUCUUGCAAGAAACUAUUCAGAGUACAGAUUCAAACUAAAAUUCAAAAGAAACAAUGAAACGAGUCUCUUAUUUCUGAGGAAAUUUUUGGUGCAUCUGCACCUGUAUGUAUACCUUCUUAUUUUUUGCAUGAUUGAUCUGUUGGCAUUUGGGUCCAUAGAACCAAACAUGUUCUUGAAAACAUACAUACAUGUGUAUCAUUUGUGUAAUUUAAAGGCGGAUAACCUUAACUUAUGAUGAUUAAUAUGUCCUCUUUAUAACAUUCUUUGUGGAUUUGGUUCAGUUAUUUUUUAA